Molecule: messenger RNA, 1278 nt
Organism: Naegleria gruberi
Lineage: Eukaryota; Heterolobosea; Eutetramitea; Acrasida; Naegleriidae
Exons: 1
Coding region: 1-1278 (425 amino acids)
Source: RefSeq, a predicted model, not a curated record
AUGAAACUAAUAGUUCUAACAGUUUUGCUACUAAAUAUUUCAUUACUAGUAGUGGCACAAUACCAAGUCGUAAAUGGAAGACCAUUCCAAACAAAUCCACUCCAACAACAGCAACCUGGUCAAUAUCCAGGAGCUGGCUAUCCUCAACAACAAAUGCCAGGGCAACAACCACAACAAGGUCAAGGUCAAGGUCAAGGCCAACAACAACAACAACAACAAAAUACUCCAAAAUCAAGAGUAUCCAGUGCAGUCAGUAACAUUAAAAUGCAAUUGAAUAUGGUUAAUAGUUUUGGAAGCUUUUGUUGGGGUGAUAAUGGAUUCAAAGAUUGUAGUUUGAUUGACAGCGCCUCCAGAACCAUUCAAUCCAAUAUUAUGCAAUUGCAAAAUGAAGAAAAGGGUGGUUUUGAAGGUCAACCAGAAGAUUUCAAGAUUGUUAAGGAGAAACUUGUUCCACUUUCCACUGAACUUAUCACUGAUUUGCAAGCUAAGGAUUGGAAGAAGUAUCAAUCCACAUCCUCACAAAUUGAAGCAGCCCUUGCUAGCUUUAGAGGAAAUUACCAAGAAUCAAAUAACAAUAAUAACAAUGGCCAACAACAACAAGGAGGACAACCAGGUCAACCAGGUCAACAGCCACAACAAGGUCAACAACCAGGUCAACCAGGUCAACCAAGUCAACAACAAUUCUUGUCUGCUCCUCAAUAUGGUCAACAACAACAACAGUAUCCAAAUCAACAACAAUAUCCACAACAACAAUACUAUCCAAGUUCAAGUUACCCUUCACAACAACAAUAUCCAACUCAAUAUCCAGCCACUCAGCAACAAGGAUACCCACAAGGUUCAAACUAUCCUGCACAACAACAGUAUCCAACCCAACAACAACAAUAUCCAACUCAACAAGGUUAUCCUCAAGGUUCUACCUAUCCUGCACAACAACAACAAUAUCCAACUCAACAAGGAGGUUCUUAUCCAUACUAUAACCAACAACAACAAUAUCCACAACAAGGUUCUACCUAUCCAUAUAACUAUGGUCAGCAAUAUCCUUCCCAAGGUGGUAGCUAUCCUCAACAACAACAAUACCCACAACAAGGUUAUCCUUCACAACAAGGAUACGGAUACCCACAACAACAAGGUUAUGGCUAUCCUUCACAACAAGGUUAUCCUCAAGGUGGCGCCUCAACCUAUCCAUAUAACUACUAUCCACAACAAGGGUCCUAUCCAAACUCUGGUCAACAAGCUGCUGCCAAUGUUCAACCAACAAGCACAGCCUCCGACCAAUAA